Cydia fagiglandana is the source of this 1275-nucleotide messenger RNA. RefSeq names its product senecionine N-oxygenase-like. Gene Ontology annotation, molecular function: flavin adenine dinucleotide binding; NADP binding; N,N-dimethylaniline monooxygenase activity. NCBI's taxonomy places the organism in Eukaryota, Metazoa, Arthropoda, Insecta, Lepidoptera, Tortricidae. The transcript has 7 exons. Bases 1 to 1275 code for a protein of 424 amino acids. The record is from RefSeq and is a predicted model, not a curated record.
AUGCUGUUUCAGCUAUCUCGACGGACAUGCGUGAUCGGUGCUGGCUACGGCGGGCUCGCGUCUGCGCGCUACCUAAAACAACAAGGCGUCCAGUUCUCCUUACUAGAAGCACAGCGGAGCCUUGGUGGUAACUGGAGGUUCCAGACCGAUUUGGAAGAGGAUGGCUUGCCACCGUUUACAGGAGUUUAUAAGCAACUGAGGACCAACACUCCCCGGCAGAUCAUGGAGUUUGCCAACUGGCCCUUCCCUGAUACCACGCCAUCUUAUCCAACCGCACCCUGCUUCUACAAGUACAUGCAGAACUUUACCAAGGCAUUCGACUUAGAGAAAUACAUACAGUUCAGAUCUUUAGUGACGUCAGUGAAAUGGGCAGAUACCCAAUGGGAGAUCUCAUACAUCAAGACGGAUUCGAAGGAGAACAGCACAAUGACUUGUGAUUUCGUGAUAGUCGCCACUGGGCAUUGGAGUUUGCCAAAGAUACCUAAUUUCGAGGGUCAGGAGAAAUUCGAAGGAAAAAUAAUCCACAUCCAGAAAUACAAAGACCCUGAACCGUUCAGAAACCUUCGGAUACUCCUGAUUGGCGCUGGCCCUUCAGGGCUGGACAUGGCCAUGCAUCUAACCAAUCAAAGCUCGCGUCUGAUCCACAGCCACCAUUUGGAGUACGACCAGCCGUUCUUUGGGGCCAAUUAUGUGAAGAAGCCUGAUGUCAAGAAAUUCACGAGGAGUGGGGUGGUGUUUCAGGAUGACAGCUUUGAGGAGGUGGAUAUUGUGAUACUAUGCACGGGAUACGAUUUUGACUUUAGCUUCCUACACGAGAGCUGCGGGCUGACCGUGUCGCGAAAGUUCGUGUUACCGGUCUAUCAGCACAUGGUGAACGUUCGGAGACCUAGCAUGGUGCUGCUGGGGUUGCCCAAGCCGAUAAUUCCAAAGCUUAUAGAUGCACAGGCAAACUACGCAGCAUCAUUAGCAGCGGGUAAAUUUGAGUUGCCCUCGCAAGAUGAUAUGAUGAAUUCCUGGCUUCAAGUAGCCGGGGGCAGGAAGAUCGUCGAUGUCAACUUCUUGGCUGAUCAACAGGACCAGUACUUCGCAAACCUCUCUGCCGAAGCUAGCAUCCCCCGCGUGUCGCCAGUAAUAACUAUUGUGAGGGACUUCAACGCCAAGAACCGGCUGGAAGAUCUAUUCAACUACAGGGAUUAUGACUAUAAAAUACUCGAUGAUCAGAAUUUUGAAAGGUUUUACAAUCCGAGAAAGGAAAUUUGUGAUAUUGUUGUUUAA